Molecule: messenger RNA, 1089 nt
Organism: Caenorhabditis bovis
Lineage: Eukaryota; Metazoa; Nematoda; Chromadorea; Rhabditida; Rhabditidae
Source: the annotation of a GenBank genome assembly
AUGUUAGGACAAAACGCACCCUAUAGCAAGAAGUACCGAGCUCAAUUCCGAAGGCUUCUCUCGAAUUCCGAGGAAAAUGUGAUACCUCUAUCAGAGAUCCCAACAAGAGUUCAAGAUGCCAAAAUUCCAUUAAGUGAGCAGCAGAUAUGUGCUCUUAUGGAGUCUCCCAGUGAGACAAUAGAUGUGGAUUGCUUUCAAAAAAUUAUCACUUCCAAAAAAGCGCAACCAUCAAUGUACAAACGUGCAUUGUACACAAUUGCCGAUUCUGUCGUCGCCGAAUCCCAAAAAGUCGAAGUCCAUUCCUACAUAGAUGCUUAUACGUGCUUCCCGCCUCCGAUUUUCAUAAUUUCUGUUAGCAUUAUUCAGAUUGCCAUUUUUUUCUACUAUCAUACAACGCAAUAUUCGCCAAAAUACCCAAUUACUAGCGAUUGCGCCGGCUGUUAUAUUAAUCACAAUAAUUCCGCGCCAGGACCUCUUUUAUUCACACCAACGUUGAGACAUGAAGUCUGGCGCUUCUUAUCAUAUAUGUUUUUGCACAAUGGAAUUACUCACCUUAUUACCAACGUAGUUGUUCAAUUGGCUGUCGGAAUUUCCCUGGAAGUUGCUCACAAGUUGUGGCGAAUCGCUCCAUUGUACUUAUUCGCCGUCGCCACAGGAUGCUUGUUACAAUAUGCUUUCAAUCCUUCGGUGGCGCUGGUUGGAGCAUCGGCGGGUGUCUAUGCUCUAGUAUUUGCGCACGUUUCCAAUGUUAUAUUGAAUUGGAAAGAAAUGCCAUUCCGAUGGCUUCGUUUCGGUAUUCUUUUCGUAUUUAUUUUCUGGGAUAUUGUGCCAACCUUAUAUCGAAAAUUCGUUGAGAAAACAUGCGAUUCGAUAUCCCACGCGGGUCAUUUUGGAGGCGGAGUUACUGGUUUCUUAUUUGGCUAUUUCAUACUUUAUAAUGUUGUUGUUCAUAAAUGGGAAUUGAUUUUACAAUGGAUUAGCGUCGCCGUCUAUUCCGCAGUUUUUCUCAUCUGUGUAUUUCUGGCAAUCUACCGCGAGCCCAACUCCGAAGAAAUAUGGAAGAAUCCCAACUGCGAAUACCGAACCUAA